AUGAAUAUAACACGAGCAGAAACAAGUUAUAAAGUAUGGGCACAAUACAUUGAAAAGUUUUUCCCGAAUUCGUUAUUUAGAUUUGCAUUUUGCAGAAAAGUCAAUAUUGGAAACGUACCAACAAUACUUUCUUUAGUAUGCAAUGAUGCCUACUUACAUCCAUUCCGUGCUGCAAUGCAAGACUUUUAUUAUAAUACCACUUUACCAUGGUUUCUGCGAACUGCAGAUGAUGUUUUCAUAAGUAUUGACAAUUUAUACAAAUUAAUAUAUGAUUUAGAGCAACUUUACGAUCCGAAAAAUGAAAUUGUUGUUAAAGGACAUACAAUAAAUCUUACUGAUAUUGAUUUCUUCAUUCAUGGAGGAUCAGGAUGGCUAUUAUCCCGUGCUGCUGUUAAAGAAUUGCUAUUUAAUGAAAAAUACCUUCCAUUUUCAAUGACAAUAAGCAUUGCAGAUGAUAUUUUAAUCAAUAAAUAUUGGAAACGAUUAGGUGUUACUUAUAAUAGCUCAUAUUCAGACAAAUUUGCAGGAAACGAAAUUGUUCAGCACCAGAAGAAUAUAAUGCCCAAAUUGGACUUUAAGACAUUAUCUACUUGUCCAAAUCAAGAAGAUUUAAUAGAUCCGAGAAACAUUGCAGUUUGGCAUUCAGCUGAUAAUGAAUUAGCCGUAAUUCUUCAUGGAGAUAGAUUCAUAAAGGCUGCACCACCAGAAAUUCGUGCUUAUUUCAACGAAACUCGAAUGUAUUUUUGCAAAAUUUAA
Trichomonas vaginalis G3 is the source of this 756-nucleotide messenger RNA. RefSeq names its product beta1,3-galactosyltransferase family. The coding region runs from base 1 to 756 and encodes 251 amino acids. Gene Ontology annotation, cellular component: membrane. The record is from RefSeq and is a predicted model, not a curated record. NCBI's taxonomy places the organism in Eukaryota, Parabasalia, Trichomonadida, Trichomonadidae. Gene Ontology annotation, molecular function: N-acetylgalactosaminide beta-1,3-galactosyltransferase activity. The transcript has a single exon.